Molecule: messenger RNA, 2105 nt
Organism: Esox lucius (northern pike)
Lineage: Eukaryota; Metazoa; Chordata; Actinopteri; Esociformes; Esocidae
Gene: colec11
Product: collectin sub-family member 11
Exons: 8
Coding region: 417-1289 (290 amino acids)
Source: RefSeq, a predicted model, not a curated record
GACCUACCCCUUCUCAUAAUAGUUUCGAACUGACUAGAACCUUGAAGUAUGUUUGUUUUGUGAUGACCUAUUCACAGACAGUAUGCACAUGUAUGAGCUUAUAGUUUUCCACCUCCUUUAAAGUUUCUUCUGUGUGUAAUCAAACCAUAGAUGCUGUCAAUGACCGAUACUUUCCCAUCCAAUUAUCUCAGAGGCCCCAGCUGUCUUUGGCUUUAUCUGUAAGUGUUUAUGGAUGUCCUAGCACACACAUUCUAUGGUCCUGGGGGAGAAAAAAAUCCCUUGAAAAUACCAUGUGGUCCAUUUGGGGAAAUCUUCAAGUUGAAGCUACUUGCUGCUUUGGGGGUCUGGUUAACUCUACAUAAGGCACUUUUAAAGGUAAUCUAAAUCGAAAGCUAGAGAAGAAAAUAAAGAAGGAAAUGUGUUCUUCGUCACAAACCUUCUGGCCUAGGAUACUGAUAAGAGGAGAGAAGCUAAUGCCUUGUGUGCUUCUCACCCUGCUGGGCAUGACCCUGAUGGAGUCUGCUCAAGGACAGCACAUGUCAGACGAUCCCUGCUCUGUCCAGAUUCUUGUCCCAGGACUCAAAGGAGAGCCAGGUGAAAAAGGAGAGAAAGGUGUGCCUGGGAGACCAGGAAGACUGGGUCCACAAGGAGAGAUGGGCCAUCCUGGAAUGAAAGGGCAUAAGGGUAACAUGGGGCAUUAUGGAAAGAUGGGUCCCAGUGGAGUCAAAGGUAUAAAAGGAGACAUGGGAGACCCGGGACCUAGAGGCCUGAAUGGUGAUCCAGGUGUUCCAUGUGAAUGCACACCAUUGAGGAAGAUGAUUGGUGAGAUGGACAUCUUAGUGGCCCAGUUAUCCAAUGAGCUCAAGUUCAUAAAAAAUGCACUGCCCUCCCCUGCAGCUGUCGCCGGCAUCAAAGAGACCGACAGUAAGGUCUACCUGCUCGUCAAGGAGGAGAAACGCUACGCAGAUGCAGAGGUCUACUGUCAGGGCCGGGGCGGACACCUGGCCAUGCCCAAGGACAGUGGGUCCAACCGGGCCAUCGCUGGUUACAUCACAGAGGCGGGCCUGAGCCGGGUUUACAUUGGCAUUAACGACAUAGAUCGCGAGGGCCACUUCACCUACGUGGACCGAUCCCCCAUGAGCACUUUCAGCAAGUGGAGGGAAGGGGAACCGAACAACGCCUACGAGGAUGAGGACUGUGCGGAGUUGCUGGCGGCAGGGGACUGGACCGACGUGUCCUGCCAACCAACCAUGUACUUUGUGUGUGAGUUUGACAAGGACAGCGUGUGACCGCUGGUUCGAAUGCCAGGGCUUCUAGAAGGGACAGAAAACCAGAAUGGCUUUAUGUUAUUAGUCAGAUUAGCCAUAUUUCAAAAUAAACUAUACAAAACUACUGUUUAAAAUACUGUACGGACAUACAAUGAAAGUUGGGUGAAAACAUGUUUCUUCUAGUUCUUUGUUUUACUGUUUUUGCAUUUUUUUACUGCUGUUUUUUAUAAAUCUUUUAAAUCCAUUUUAGAUUUUUUUUUAAUGAAAUGUGCAUAUUCAUAAAUCUUGUCUUUUACGUGUGAUGUUUAGAUAACAUUAGAGAUGUUAACUACAGUACAUUGAAGAUAAAUAAUCUUUUAUGGCCAUGUUUUACUGUAGUAGUGAAUUAUUGUAGCGGUACACAUUUAAUUGACUAUUUACCUAAGCUAUGUCAGAAAGGACAAUAUUAUGUUGUGAUGUUUGUUGGUAUUUCACCUUUUAAUUACAUGCAUGUCUACAACUGCACGCGAACAUGAAGAUAACAUAACAGGAGGUAUUUUCCAGAUAGAUUUGGGAGGAGAAUGACACCUAGAAAAACGCAUAUUUUUCUAGGUUUCAUGAACUGUAAUGAAUAUCUGUAUUUUGGAAAUGUUUAACUUUGGAAGUAGCUGCAUUGUGUCCUCCUCCUUCUAUACUCAUAUACCAUACCACUAAGUCAAUUCGCAGCAAGGGUUUGAACCACACGGUUUUGGUAAAUCUACAGUGAUGUCUGUCUAGGCACAUGUGUGGAACACAUGGAGCUACCUGAAUAUUUCUUUUAUGUUACCAGAUUGAAACAAUGUAAAAAAGUUUAUUGAA